Messenger RNA from Punica granatum (pomegranate), 2446 nucleotides. Lineage: Eukaryota; Viridiplantae; Streptophyta; Magnoliopsida; Myrtales; Lythraceae. The record is from RefSeq and is a predicted model, not a curated record.
CGGCUGGCUGUGUAAGCGUAAGCGUAGGCAGCUGUAGCUCGACAGGAUUCUUUUGGCUCCUAAAUUCUCUCCAUCCAACUUUGUAAAAACAAUUCCAAUUCCUCUGGGAAAAAUUGAAAAAUCCCUCAAAAAAAAAAAACAAAAAAAAGAAAACGAAUUUCUUGGAGCUGGAAAAUGGCCUCCCCUGACAGUCCCGGGACCGCCGCGGGCGGAGACGACGGUGGCGGCGGCGGCGAGGACAGGGUGCUGGCUACUGCACAGCGGAUACUGAAGAGCCUCAACACUCCAAAAGAAGUGCGCGAGGACAUGCUCCUGAUCUUCUCCAGCUUCGACAAUCGGCUGUCCAACAUCACUGACUUGGUCAAAGACGGAGACCCCACCUCCUCCGCCGCAGAGGACCGAUUCGAGUCCUCUGAGAAGAUCAUUUUGCGCUGGGAUGCUGACGCCGACGCCUCCAGGCGCACCCUCGCGUGGGAGGACUCGCCGGAAGAAGCUGCCGAGUACCUCUCGGCGAUCGACGAGAUUCUCCAGUUAUGCGAGAACCUAUCCAUGGAAGACGACAAAGACAGAGACUACAUCGACCGGGCUGAUACUGCGAUCCAGCUCGCUAUGUCACUCCUGGAGGACGAGUUUCGCCACAUUCUGAUCCGUAACACGGUGCCGCUCGACGCCGGGCGGCUCUACGGCUCGAUCCGUAGGGUUUCGCUCUCUUUCGCUUCCAAUGAAGGGGAAAUCGGCGAUGAAUUCGAGAGCUUCGGAGAAGUGGACAACGAGAGCAGUGGCUGCUUUCACGAGCGAGGACCGAGUCUGGGCGACGAUUUGAGUGUUGAUUUGAUCAAUCCUGAUGCGGUUGCUGAGCUGAGGGAGAUUGCGGAUCGGAUGAUUCGGUCUGGAUACGAGAAGGAGUGCAGCCAGGCUUAUAGCAGCGUCAGGCGUGAGGCUUUGGAUGAGUGCUUGGUGAUUUUAGGGGCCGAGAAGUUUAGCAUCGAGGAAGUGCAGAAGAUGGAGUGGAGUGAUCUCAACGAGACCAUGAAGAAGUGGAUACAGGCUGUGAAGAUUGCAGCGAGGGUCUUGUUGUCAGGUGAGAAAAGGCUUUGUGAUCAAAUCUUCGAUGGAGCCGAGUGGAUCAAGGAGGCUUGCUUCAAUGAGACGGCAAAGUGGUGUUUAAUGCAGUUACUGAAUUUCGGAGAGGCAGUGGCAAUUGGGACUCGGUCCUCCGAGAAGCUUUUCCGUAUUCUGGACAUGUAUGAUGUGCUUGCAGAUGUGAUGCCCGAUUUGCAGGCGAUGGUUACUGAUGGAUUUGUAUGUAACGAGGCCAAGGGAGUUCUGGAUGCAUUAGGAGAGGCUGCGAUAGGGACAUUCGGGGAGUUUGAGAAAGCAGUGCAGAGCGAGACGUCUAGGAGGCCAAUGCAAGGGGGCGAGAUUCACCCUUUAACUCGUUAUGUCAUGAACUAUGUUAAAUUGCUUGCCGACUACAGCACUACCCUUAACUUACUUUUGGAUAGCAAUGAGGAUGAGUUGCGUGAUUUGCAGAAUGAUGAAGGCGAUGAGUUGCAGCUAGAGAACAUGUUGCCGUUAUCACGACGCCUGUUAUUGUUGCUUUCCUGUUUAGAAUCCAACCUUGAGGAGAAAUCAAGGCUGUACGAAGAGCCUGCGAUGCAGUACGUGUUUUUGAUGAACAAUAUCUGGUACAUAGUGCAGAAAGUGAAGGAUUCCGAGCUUGCCAAGCUUUUGGGAGAUCAUUGGAUCCGUAAGCGGCGUGGCCAAGUGCGUCAGUAUGCCACGAGCUAUCUAAGGGCUUCUUGGAGCAAAGCUUUGUCGUGCUUGAAGGAUGAGGGGAUCGGUGGGAGCUCGAGUAAUGCAUCCAAGGUAGCCUUGAAGGAGAGGUUCAAGAAUUUCAAUGCAUGCUUCGAGGAGAUUUAUAGGAUUCAGACAGCUUGGAAGGUCCCCGACAAGCAGCUACAGGAUGAACUCCGGAUAUCUAUAUCUGAAAAGGUGAUUCCAGCUUACCGUUCCUUUCUGGGGCGGUUUGGGAAUCAGCUAGAGAGUGGAAGGCAUUCUGGGAAGUAUAUCAAGUAUACACCAGAGGAUUUGGAGAACUAUGUGUUAGAUUUGUUUGUGGGGUCACCCAAUGUCCUACAUCAUUUGAGAAGAAAAAGUUCUUAGCAUAAUAAUAGAGGUCUUGUCCGAGGAGGUACGCUUUCCCACUUUUAUCAAAAUUUUGAUAGAGUGGAGUUUCCUCUAUGAUGUAGCUUGAGUAUAUGAUGCUUAUAUCUGGAGAUGCGUGUUAUAAGAACUAGCUUUGUUAUAUGUAGUUGUUCCCUUUCGCAUAGUGCAUACCAUUUUGUAUAUCCACUUUUAGCAUAAGAGGCUUUUGUAGGCUUUGGCUGGGAAAGGAAUAAAAGAGGAGAAAUUGAAGCUCCUGCCACUAUGUUUUGAUUUAUAA